CACGGAAAUCCCUCAGUUGGUAUUCCAACGGCGCCCAGUUUCGUUCAACAUUAAAAAAACGAGAUGAAGCCAACGUUCAAUUUGAUGGUCGGCUGGUGUCUCAUCGUCACGAUCGGCCUCGUUUAUUUGCCAACAUUCACGCACGCCUCCACGCAGUACUACGAUGGUUCUCCCAACGGUGACAUAGCGAACAAAAUGAGUUGGAUGGAAAGCCAAAUAAGAAACGCGUUGGCUUCAGGUUGUUCCAUUCAAGUUGGUAACCUCGUCACGUACAUCGAAAGCGUCUGGUGGCCACACAUCCAGUACCUGGCGACGAGGAUAUCACCUGAAGAGCAACAGCAAGUGCUCAUGAACUACGCCCGUCUUCAGUACAUGAUUGGAAUGAGAAAAUGCGAAUCGGGCCAAGAAACGUUUUAUCAGGGCCAGUGCUAUCCGGUGGGCGUUCCGGGCAAUCCGUGUCCUAGAAAUCAGCAACUGUACGACAGGCCGGACAACAUGGGCUAUUGCUAUUGCCAACGUGGACUCAGCAAUUUCGUUUACCUCAACAACGAAUGUUACCAGGAGAACGAACAGGGGCCUUGCCAAAAUGAUGAGUGGCUCAUCGUGAAUCCCGAUCGGACUGCAUCGUGCCAACAGAAGCCGUCCCGAUGCCCAGCUGAUGGCCAGCACAUCUACUGGGGUUGCGGGACGAAUACGCAAUGCCAUCGUCAGACGAGAGCCAACGUGGCGAUGAAAUGCAGCCGAUUGGGCAGUCAGCAACCGUCGUGCGGGACCGGAGCCAAAUUGUACCGUAGCGGAUCGACCUACCAUUGCGGCCGGCCGAGAUUGACCGUCAGCGAUUGGAUGGAACCAAAUACUGUAUUGCCAUCAAUCGAUCAGCAGACGUGUUCUUCAGUCCCACCAGCAAUGCCUGCAAUAGCGAAUUCACCUUUCCGCCAGUGUCCUAGAGGCUAUUCGCGAGACUGGAAUGGCCGGUGCAGAAGGGCCAUGUGAAUUAGCAUUUGAUUAUGGCGGUAAGCAAAUAAUUGUAUUUCAAAAACAAGAUCCUAUGGUUCUUUGCGUAUCGAAAUGCUGUGGUCAAUGAACACGACUGGUUUCUGAAUAAACGUUCAAUAGAAAGAA
This is a messenger RNA of Daphnia carinata, 1122 nucleotides long. RefSeq lists its product as uncharacterized. The record is from RefSeq and is a predicted model, not a curated record. The coding region runs from base 64 to 993 and encodes 309 amino acids. NCBI's taxonomy places the organism in Eukaryota, Metazoa, Arthropoda, Branchiopoda, Diplostraca, Daphniidae. The transcript has 5 exons.